GCGCCCCACUCAAUCUGGUUCGGGUUGCGAAGUGGCGUCUAGCAACUAUGGCUGGCUAUGGCCGUAUUGUUGUAUUUCGCGGGAAAUGGCCGGUCAUCAGUAAAUAGUACACACGUGAUGUAAACGAUGUUAGAAAGUGUUCUACAAGCUCGUUCGAAUGAGAUUCUGAAAGUGAAACACACCAAGCAUCACUGCGGCUAACAACCGGCCAGCGCGAUGGAGGAACCUGAAAAAGAGAAGGGCCUCUUGUUCAAAGAUGUGCACUUCUGUUUUGCUAACGACAUCGGGGAUAAUGAGAAAACUGAAUGCAUGCAGAUUCUGCUGGAAAAUGGGGGAACGCAAAUCAAAUACAUGUCAGAUAUGGUGACACACUUCAUUGCCGAUAAUCCAGAUAGUGCUGCUGCAACGGAGGCCCUGGAGUUAUUUGAAAAGCCCGUAGUCACGAGCCGGUGGGUUCUCAUGUCAAAACGAUGUGGAACACUUCUUCCUGUUGAAGCAUUUGAUCUCCAUAAAAACAGACUCUUUGCAAAUAAAGUUAUCUGCACAUCUCAGAUGUCAGAAGGAGACACGAAGGCUGUCUGGGCUAUGGUGACGUUCUAUGGUGGAACGUUUCAAUUACACUUGGAUAUAUCUUGUACUCACUUGAUAGCUGCGACGCCUCAGGGGGAGAAAUAUGAAAGGGCAGUCGGAACAACAAACACAAUCAAGAUAGUCACUCCAGACUGGGUUGUGGACUCCGUGAAGAACAGAACAAUCUGCGACGAGGACCUGUACCACCCUCGUCUCCUAAUUCUUCCAAAGCCGCCAUCUCCUCCAAAGCCACCGCCACCUCCAGAACCUGUACCUCCCACGCCGCCUCCUGCCUCCACACUAACGAUGCCGGUCCCAUCUCCCAUACGACAGCAAGUCCCCCAAUCGGAGUCGCACGGCGCGCCGCAGUUUGCCGCGCGCAUGGUCAGCAUCCCCAGUAGCGAGAUACGCGUGUCCCUUGCGGGCCAAGGGGGGAUUAACAUAAUGACAAUCAACAGGCAGGGGGUGCUGCAGUCCCCCGGUGUCCGACAGGAGGGUGUGAGGCCCGUCGUGCAAAUGCAGUUCAUGCAACAGCAGCAAAGGCAGCAGUUCUUGCAGCAGCUACAGCAACAGCAGCAGCUGCAGCAGCAACUGCAGCAACAGAGGCUGCCCUUUCCACGGAUGGCAAUUGCAGUCUCCCAGGGCUAUGGCAUCGGGUCACAGAGCCAAGCAUUUCCAGCUGGGUCGCAGGCGACGGCGCCCCAGGGCCAGUUGGUCACGUCACAGGGCCAGGUUAUGAUAUCGCAAGGCCCAGUUACCUCGCAGAUCCAAGCAGGUGUACCACAGAACCAAGUUGUCAUGGCACCAAGUCAGAUCGUCGUUUCGCAGAGCCAGUUAGCUGGUCUGCAGAACCAAGCUCUUGUGUCACAGAAUCAGGUGAUGGUAUCGCACGGCAUAAUAGGAUCUCAGGGUCUUACAGGGGUGCCCCAGAGUCACGCUGUUGUGUCUCAAAGCCAAGUUGGCAUUUCCCAAGGACAGGCGUCGCAGGACAGUGCACCAGCCGUGCAAAAUCAAGCUGCUGUGCUUCAUGGCCAGAAUGUUACUUCCCAAAGCCAAACUGCCUUAUCUCAAGCCCAGAAUGUGGCUUCCCACAGUCAAGUCUCGGGGCAAGGCCUGAGUGGUCAGCCCUCGAGCAUUCCUGCGCAUAACCAAAUUGUCACAUCUCAAACGCAAGUGGUUACUCCCCAGAGCCAUGCCAUAACAUCCCAACACCAAAUCCUCGUGUCACAACACCAAGUUGUAGCAUCCCAAAACCAGUCCCCUGGACAACAGCAGCAGCAGCUCCCUCAAUCUCAAAGCCAGACGCCACAGCCAGGUCAGGUCGCUACAUCCCCUGUUCUGCUGCAGCAGCAACGUCCGCAGUGGAUGCCGCGGCCGGGCAUGCCACUGACGCCGCAGCAACUGCAGAUUUUGAGGCAACGACAGCUGCAGCAACAGAUGCGCCACCUGACGCCGCAACAGCAGCAGAUUUUUGUACAAGGCAUGCAACGCUACAUGCAGCCCCGACAAGCGACAUCGCAACAGUUUCAACAGAUGAUACACGGCCAGCCUCCAGUACCGCAACAGCAGGUGGCACAGCAGUUGCGUCAUCCCCAACAAAUUGUCGUCCAGCAGAUGCAGCGGAAGGCUCAGGCACCUGGUCCUGCACAGCAGGUAGCUGCAGCGCAAGUGGUCAUGAAGCCUCCUCCGCAGUACUCCUAUAACGCGGAGCGGGGCGUACAAGGGGUUGUGCACCGUGUUCCACUACCAGCGGGUGCGCAGCAACAGCCACCGCCGCAGAGUCCUGGUCAGCAGAUACAGUGGCAGAAUUUUCAGCAGCAACAGCAACAGCGCAAGACACCCGACGGCAUGACAGUUGGCCAGCAGGUGCAGUGGAGGGCCGUGCAAACUGCUGCCGUUCAGUCUGAUGACUCCAAGCAAGUAAAGCCUGCUCAAGUGCCACAUCUUUCUCCCCAGCAGCAGAGUGUGCCACAGCAAGUUGUUCAGUCUCCAAGACCUGAACUCUCUCCGCAGCAGAAUGUUCUUUGGCAGCAACAGCAGGCACUAAAGGCUCAAGCGGGACAACCUCCACAGGGUGACGCAGCAAAUGCACAACAAGUACAGUGGCAACAGAUGCGCCAGGUUGAGCUGCAGCGCCGACAGCAGCAGCAUCAGCUGCUACAGCAUCAUCAACAGCAUAUGAUGCAGCAGCAACAGCAGCAGCAACCACAGCAGCAACCGCAGCAGCAGCCCCAGCAGCAGCCACAGCAGCAGUCACAACAGCAAUCACAACAGCAGCCACAACAACAAAUGCCAUACAUUGUUCAACGACCGCCACCGCCACAGUACCCAGGUCUUGUUCAAGUCUCCCGAGACCAGACACCUGGCGCCACGGUACGCCCACCUCCAGGUUCCACGCCACAAGCAAUGCCACAGUUUCCACAGGGGCCUGCUGCUCCUGGCUGCAAUCAGCAACCACCAGUGGCUUUCAGCACGCAGCAGCAGCAGCAACAGGUUGCAGUGGCAGGCAAUGUGGCGGGCACUCUGCAAGGAAACCCUACCCAAGUCACACCCAAGACAAAGACUGCCUUAGCCAACUUACUGAACACGCGACUACAGGGAGUUAGCAGAGUUCCUGAAAUGGGCGAACCACUGGCCACUGUGCGAUUGCCAGUGGCCCCAGCUGAGGAUCAGCAUGUUCACUUGAGGGAUCCUGCAAUGACAAACGUUGCCUUCCGACCGCCCAUUCAUGGCCCAGCUCCUGUUCAGCGCCAAGUCUCCGACGAGAGCCGCUGCUUUGGCACUGAAGUUCCUGUGAACACUAACGUACCCGUGGAAAUACACUUCUACGGACAUGAUCCCAGGACACAGGUACCAGUGGACAUGUGCCUUAUGGGAUGUGUGUUCUGCAUUGCUGAUUAUGACAACACGUUUGAAGAGUCCAAGAUUUCGACCUGGAAAAAAAUAAUUCAACAGAAGGGUGGUGAAAUAGAGGAGAACUACAGCUCUCGUUGUACCCACGUGAUCUGUGAAACGCAGCGCAACCCUGUUGUGCAGCAGGCUCUUCGUGAAGCAAAGCGCUGUGUCACCGUCUACUGGCUGAAUGACGUGCUGUUGAAGAAAAAGCUUCAGCCGCCGUUUUUCGCUCUUCAUUUUCCACUCCCAUUUACUGACGAAAAGCCUUGCAAGAAUCAGAUUAUUUGUGCCAGUGGUUUUGAUGGUGAAGAACGAGUGAAUUUAAAGCAGAUGAUCCUGGCAACGGGAGCAAAGUACACUCGCUACCUCACGAGACUAAAUUCACUUCUUGUUACAAAGAGGAGAGAAGGCCUGAAGUUCCAGAAGGCACUGGAGUGGAACAUCACAGUAGUCAAUGCUCAGUGGGUUCAAGAUGUUAUGUUGGGGCACUUUGAAGCUCUCAGGCUCCCGAUGGCACAAAAGUACCAGCAGUACGAUGCGGGGGACAAUUCGUUUCGCCCAGAUUACUCUCUAGUACCUCACCUGAUGGCUGCAUGGCGAGUUCCGAUAAAAUUGACUGAAGAUAUCUGGAAGAGGGUGACUUCUUCUGAUGCAUUCAGAGAAGCUCAGAAAAGGAAACAAGAAAUCUCUAACAAGGCACCUACACCACCAAAGCAGAGAAGGCUGACACCAGAAUUGGAUGAGAACAUACCGCUGACGACGACUGCACCUCCGCCCGAGGAGAAGAUGCCCCAUGUCCUCUUUACUGGUGUGAAAGACUUGGAACUGAUGAAGGUCACUGUUCAGCUAGGUGGAGCAGUUGCGAAGUCUCCAAAAGAAUGCACACACUUGGUGACAAACAGAGUUCAGCGUACCAUCAAGCUUCUAUGUGCAAUUAAUUCGGCCAAGUUUGUCGUGACCCCACAAUGGCUACAAGACAGUGCUGCGAACAAUUCCUUUUUAGAUGAGGAGCCAUACAUGGUUGAGGAUCCCGAAGCGGAGAAAACAUUUGGUUUCAGUCUGAAACAACUGUUGCAACGACCGAGCCGUAUUCCCCUGUUUAAGGGAAUGGUGUUCUUUAUUACACCUGGCGUGUAUCCAUCUCCACCGCUGUUGAAAGACAUUGUUGAAAGUGCUGGUGGAUCAGUGUACCUGAAAAAAAUACCCUCUGUUAAGCAGAUCACAUCUGUUACUCAGAGUGGGACAAAAUUUGUUGUAAUCUCAUGUGAAAAGGAUAUGUACUUGUGUCAGGACUACACAGCAAAGAAUAUCAGUGUGUACAAUGCCGAGUUCAUUCUCACUGGUGUCCUGCGACAAUGUGUGGAUUUUGAGAGCUUUCUGCUUUCAUGAUUCUGGUUUUACUUCUACUUUUAUUGGGCCUUUUUAUCGUUUUGUGUGUGUGUGAGUGUGCAUACCUGUACAUAGUGUUUUACACCAGACUAUUAUACUUUUUCUUUUAUUUGUUGAACUUUUAAUGUAGUAAAUAUGUUGUUGUUGUUGCAAGAAGAAGGGUAUCUCAUCACGGCUCCACGAAAACACGUCCCAAAUAUACAUUUGUGUGUCUGUAGUUUGUGAGCCAUUCCCCUUUCAUUUAGAAAGCAGUACUUCCUCGAACUUGCUCAACUCUACACUCCAUUGAAUAGUACAACUGAGAAUGCAUAACUUUUGCAAAUGCUGCCACAGCUACAAUAGCCCAAAAGUGUGAAAUCCUUAUUCUUCUUCUUGCUGGAGGGGUAGGAAUAUUUUUAUUCCCGCAGUUUUCAAAGUAAAAUUGUGCAAUUAUUUGGUGUACUAUUCUGGGUUCCUCUUUCUUGGGUUCUUUUAACUCCUUCAAAGUGGCAAUGUUUUCUCAGAUUUUGCACUUUGAUGGAAGAAAUGUUUCACUUUUGAUGUCCCUGUUUGUUUUACGUUGCUUGGACUAGUCAUUCAUUCCUCAGUGCUUCGUGUGUUAUGACCUCUUGUCAACCUGACGAUGGCACCAGUUUCCAAGGGCAUUUGCUGUUUUGUGUAAUAAAGCUGUCAUCAGGUUCAACACAA
Messenger RNA from Ornithodoros turicata, 5541 nucleotides. RefSeq names its product PAX-interacting protein 1-like. NCBI's taxonomy places the organism in Eukaryota, Metazoa, Arthropoda, Arachnida, Ixodida, Argasidae. The transcript has 23 exons. The coding region runs from base 217 to 4854 and encodes 1545 amino acids. The record is from RefSeq and is a predicted model, not a curated record.